This is a messenger RNA of Saccostrea cuccullata (small rock oyster), 1635 nucleotides long. RefSeq names its product E3 ubiquitin-protein ligase RNF170-like. Bases 198 to 962 code for a protein of 254 amino acids. NCBI's taxonomy places the organism in Eukaryota, Metazoa, Mollusca, Bivalvia, Ostreida, Ostreidae. Gene Ontology annotation, molecular function: ubiquitin protein ligase activity; metal ion binding. The record is from RefSeq and is a predicted model, not a curated record. The transcript has 6 exons.
CUUUCACUUUCGGCAUUGAUUCGUCAAUACAUCGGAUAUCGGGUUGGGAACGGUUGAAUCAAUUAUGUUUAUAUUUAAAUUAGGAGACUGAGAAUUGGGGAAAAAUCACUCCAUAUAUUGAAGAUUCUGAGCAACAAUUAUCAUUGGCUUUCUUCAUCAAAUCAACCAUCAGAACUGUGAGGAACAACAGAUAAAAUAUGUCAUACCUUAGAAGUACACAUUUAAUUGAAGGAGUUGGAGACGAAGUGUUAUAUGGAAUUGGUGCUUUCUUGGGGAUUCUUGCACCAUUGGUUGUGUACAUCAUAAACAGAAAUAAUGACAAUGUUCAGAAUAUUCAUCCAGAUAGUGAGGAAAAUGUGCGAACCACCCGAGAACGUCUUCAAACCUCCGACAGAGCCCGUACCAAUCCAGGAGAAAUUGACUGUCCUGUUUGUUUAGGCAAUACACAUUAUGGAAUAGAAACCAAUUGUGGACAUAUUUUUUGUGGAACCUGUAUCACCACUUACUGGCAGCAUGGUACAUGGUUAGGAGCUGUGAGGUGUCCAGUGUGUAGACAACAGGUAACUCUUCUACUUAUUCAUUUUACUGAAGAAGAACACCUCCAAACAAGUCCAGAGAAGACAGAGAUUCUGAACAAGAUCGCGGACUAUAACCGACGCUUCUCAGGGGAACCCAGACCUUUGCUGGACUAUCUACGAGAUUUACCGACGCUGUUACGACAUGCCAUAAGGGAAUUCUUCUCUGUUGGAGGACUAAUAUGUAUGUUCCGUUUGCGCAUUAUAGCAAUUUUCCUAGCAGCCUUAUUCUACUUUAUUUCACCUUUAGACAUUAUCCCAGAAGCUGUGUUUGGAAUUCUGGGAUUUCUGGAUGAUAUAUUUGUACUUCUUUUGUUGGCUAUUUAUAUCAGUAUUUUAUACCGAAAUUAUGUACAAUCAAGGGCAAAUACCAACGUUGAAAGUUAAAAAAACCCAAAGAUGCUGCAAGUUAAACAAACAAAGAUAAACAAUAUUAAUCACUAAUUAGCAAUGUAAAGUUUCAAUAGGAUUUUUACCUUUUCAUUUUUCGUUUAUCAACCUUUGUUUUUUACACGUUGUUUAUGUUUUUACUAGUUCGUCGUAUCCUGAUUUGCUAGAUGUAAAAUUGCUGAAUAUGAUAAUUAUUAAGCAAUGUGAAGCUGUGUUUGAUGCUAAGAGAUAGGAUAGUCACAUCAAUAACAGAAUACAUGUUUAUCUCACUUUAAAAUUGAUGAAUCCUGUUAACAUUUAAUCCUGCAAAAUAUUGAACCUCAUGAAAGAAUAUUUUGUUUAAAUUUGCAUUUCAAUAGUCCUAUCCUAACAAUAUCUUCACAAUAUCAUUUAUUUUUUUGAAAGUCAAAGAUUCAGUUAUUCUUUAUACUUGCAUCAGUGAAAUUGUAUUAUUUCACCAGCGUAAUGUAUAUAUAGGGAAUUAUGUGUACAUGUGUGAGGAUAGAUUGGGUUUUUAAAAAAUCAGGCCAGUCAUUAUCUCUGCCUUCAACAUAAAGGAUAAAAAACACUGCUGUCAAUCAUUUGAUACAUAUGAUUCUUAUCUCAUAUUCAAAUUGAAAUAUAUACAUGUACAGUAAUUUAUUUGUUGAAUAAAUUUGAUAUUCUUGUU